AUGGAGAUUGAAGAGCAGAAAAAUAUAAAUAAAACAAUGUAGCCAGAAGAUUAAGCUCCUUAAUCAAAAAUAGACGAAAUCAAGAGAAUGGUUAUGUUAAGAAAAACUUAGAGAAAGAUACCAGCUUAAAUUCUCAACAGGAGAUACAAAAAGUUAUAAUAAUUGAUAGAAGAAGAUGAUUUUUUUAGUGAGGAAGCUAUAAAAAUGAGACAACCUUUACUUUAUUAUCUCUAUUGCGGUCAAUAUUUGAAAUAAUAAGCAGAGAAUUUUAGUGAAUUAUCAUUUGCAUAGUUUUUAGAAGAGUUGAUGAUGAAAGAAGAAUAUAGACAGCAAUUAGAAGACGAAUAUAACGCAUCUAAAGAAAAGGAUUUGCUUCCAAAGAGGAUGAUUUAUGAUUAAACUAUUAGUGAAUAAGAAAGAGAAGAUUAUGAAGAUGAGUUGAUAACGUUCAUGCACAAUUAGUUUUUAAUUGGAGAAGAAAAAGAUCACUUUAAUUAUGAUGAGAUUGAUAAUGACGAAAAUUUAGAUGAUAGAAAAAUAAUUGACUAAGAUCAAGAAGAUAAAUAUUUCGAUGAUGAAGAAGAAAAUGAAGUUGAUCCUAGCAAAUCUGAAUAUACUGGUAUAGAAGACUAUUGA
Messenger RNA from Tetrahymena thermophila SB210, 636 nucleotides. Its product is annotated as coiled-coil protein, putative. NCBI's taxonomy places the organism in Eukaryota, Ciliophora, Oligohymenophorea, Hymenostomatida, Tetrahymenidae. The record is from RefSeq and is a predicted model, not a curated record. The transcript is spliced from 5 exons.